Microthlaspi erraticum is the source of this 2463-nucleotide messenger RNA. The record is from the annotation of a GenBank genome assembly. Lineage: Eukaryota; Viridiplantae; Streptophyta; Magnoliopsida; Brassicales; Brassicaceae.
AUGGGGAAGAAAGGUGGCAAAGGCGGAGGCGGAGGCAGAAGCGGCGGCGGGGGUAUGGGCGGAGGUAUGGGCGGAAGUCACAUUCGCAGACAUCUGAGCCAAGCUAUGGAGUCGUGCGGGAAGGAUUUAGCUACGGCGGAGGAGAUCGUCGACGAUCUCCGUUCUAGGUACGGUAAUUUUACCCGUUUGAAACGGGAUGUACUUCUGCUCAACGUCAGGCAUAUCCUUAAUUUCAGAAACAACAAGCGUAUUAAUGACGAAGAUGACAAUGAUGCCGAUGACCAAGUUGCUACUGCCAGGAAGAAACAGAGACGGGUCGAUGAGAAAGAGGAGAAGCUACAGCAAGCGGAGCAAUCGCAUCUCAUGAGGAGAAAAAAGGCGCGAUCAGAGUCUUAUUCUUCUUCUUCCUCGGAAGACAGUGGCGAUGUGUCGACUUCUGAGGACGCCAUUUACAGCGAGCCGCUGAGUCCGAGGUUUGAUUUGACCAAUGACAGUCUGCGAGAUAACUACGCCAAGCUCAGCAGCUCCUCGAAGAAACCCAUUGCGCCUGUGGAAAACAAUGUCGAAGUUGAGACCGUGACCAGCAAAGGUAGAAGCAAGAUGACUACAAUGGGGUCGAGAAAGGAGGGUAAAGUCUUUCUUUCCGUCAGUGGAACCACUGGUAAUGGCGAUUUGGAAGUGGUGGCUAGUAAAGGACCUACCUUUAAAGAUUUCGGUGGGAUACAGAAAGUGUUGGAUGAUUUGGAGAAGAAUGUUCUCUUCCCGAUUCUCAAUCCUGAACCGUUUAAGAAGAUGGGAGUGAAGCCACCGAGCGGGAUUCUGUUCCAUGGACCACCUGGCUGUGGGAAGACCAAGUUAGCCAAUGCCAUAGCCAAUGAAGUUGGUGUUCCGUUUCAUCAGAUUUCAGCCACAGAAGUUGUUUCUGGUGUUUCCGGUGCUUCGGAAGAGAAUAUUAGAGAGCUCUUCUCUAAAGCAUAUAGGAAGACGCCUUCGAUUGUGUUUAUCGACGAGAUUGAUGCGAUUGGAUCAAAGAGAGAGAACCAGCAGAGGGAGAUGGAGAAGCGGAUAGUAACGCAGCUAUUGACCUGUAUGGAUGGCCCUGGUAACAAGAGCGAUCAAAGGGAUCCUGAUUCUAGUGAUGGAUAUGUUCUCGUCAUUGGAGCUACAAAUAGGCCUGAUGCGCUUGAUCCUGCCUUGAGGAGAAGUGGGCGGUUUGAGUGUGAGAUUGCUCUAAGCGUUCCGGAUGAAGAGGCCAGGGCUCAGAUUCUCUCUGUUGUUGUCCAAAAACUUAGACUAGAAGGUUCCUUUGACAUGAAGAGAAUAGCGCGUUUGACACCAGGGUUUGUUGGAGCCGAUUUGGAAGGUGUUGCUAACAAGGCUGGAAGUAUAGGCAUUCAGAGGGUCAGGGAUUCAAGAAAAUCACAACUGUCUGGUGACGGCGAUGAUGAUAAAUCUUGGCUGAGGCAGCCCUGGGCGGAAGAAGACUUGGAUAAACUCUUUGUCAAUAUGUCUGAUUUCGAGGAAGCAGUGAAAUUAGUUCAAGGAUCUCUAACCAGAGAAGGGUUCUCUACCGUGCCUAAUGUCAAAUGGGACGAUGUUGGUGGACUCGAGCAUCUACGGCGUGAACUCAACAAUUAUAUAGUCAGACCUAUUAAAAGGCCUGAGAUUUAUAAGGCUUUUGGGGCAAACUUAGAGACAGGGUUUUUGCUCUAUGGACCGCCGGGUUGCGGUAAGACGCUGAUUGCAAAGGCAGUUGCAAACGAGGCAGGAGCUAAUUUCAUAUACAUCAAGGGUGCAGAAAUUCUGAAUAAAUACGUUGGAGAAAGUGAGCUUGCUAUUCGAACCUUGUUUCACCGCGCUCGGACAUGCUCGCCAUGUGUACUCUUCUUUGAUGAGGUGGAUGCUUUGACAACAAGUCGUGGUAAAGAAGGUGCUUGGGUUGUUGAACGACUUUUGAACCAGUUUCUUGCUGAGCUGGAUGGAGGAGAGAGGCGUAAUGUGUAUGUAAUUGGAGCUACAAACAGGCCAGAUGUGGUUGAUUCUGCUUUCUUGAGACCGGGCAGGUUUGGGAAUCUUGUGUACGUACCCCUCCCUACUGCGGAUGAGCGUGCUUCAAUCCUACAAGCCAUUGCAAAGAAGAAACCGAUUGAUCCUAGUGUUGAUCUGGAUGCUAUUGCAAAGACCAACUGUGAAGAUUUCAGCGGAGCUGAUCUCGCUAACCUGGUGGACAAAGCUAUACACCAGGCAGUGGAGGAGAAAUUCAGGUGCAGUGAGUCGUCUGAAGAUUCAAGUGAGUGUACCAUCAAUAUGACUCAUUUCGAGCAAGCCUUGUCCUUAGUCCAACCCUCGGUCAACAAACAGAAAAUAAAAUACUACGAGGAGCUAUCAAAGAAGCUACAAACAAGCUCUCGAAGGAACAUCGAACAAAACAACACCAUAGGAUCAUCUUUUGCCCUUGAAUGA